Helianthus annuus (common sunflower) is the source of this 2419-nucleotide messenger RNA. RefSeq names its product mitochondrial Rho GTPase 1. The transcript has 14 exons. Gene Ontology annotation, molecular function: calcium ion binding; GTPase activity; GTP binding. Gene Ontology annotation, biological process: small GTPase-mediated signal transduction; mitochondrion organization. Bases 191 to 2137 code for a protein of 648 amino acids. Gene Ontology annotation, cellular component: mitochondrial outer membrane. The record is from RefSeq and is a predicted model, not a curated record. NCBI's taxonomy places the organism in Eukaryota, Viridiplantae, Streptophyta, Magnoliopsida, Asterales, Asteraceae.
UUUGGAAAGAUAAACCCUAAUAAAGGAAAGGAGGGGCACAAUCUUGAACAUUCAUCAAAACCCUUUUUUGUAACGUCUUGUACAAUAAGAAAUCAUCAAACUCCCCCAUUCAUUCGCCGCAACAAUUAAGCAACCAACACUUCUCCAUCCACACUUCUCUCUCUAUUAGGGCUUUUUUUCUCAACCAUCAAUGGCCGGAGGAGGUACUUCUGCUGCCAAAUCCAGCUCCACAACCACCGGCGUUCGGAUCGUCGUCGCCGGUGACCGCGGCACCGGCAAGUCCAGCUUGAUCAUCACCGCCGCUGCCGAGUCUUUUCCGACCAAUGUUCCGCCGGUGUUGCCGCCUACUAGGCUGCCCGAGGAUAUGUUUCCGGAGCAUGUUCCUGUUACUGUCAUUGAUACCUCCUCUAGUUUGGAGAACAGAGGAAAGCUUGCUGAUGAACUGAAGAGAGCUGAUGCAGUUGUUCUUACGUAUGCGUGUGAUGAGCCUUCUACACUUGAUCGAUUGAGUACUUUCUGGCUUCCUGAACUCAGACGAUUGGAGGUAAAGGUUCCUGUUAUAGUGGCAGGCUGUAAGUUGGAUUUAAGGGAUGAACAACAAGCAGUUAGUUUGGAGUUGGUGAUGUCUCCUAUAAUGCAACAGUUUAGGGAAAUUGAAACCUGUAUUGAAUGUUCAGCAUACAAACAUAUUCAGAUCCCUGAGGUAUUUUACUAUGCCCAGAAAGCCGUACUUCAUCCAACAGCUCCACUAUUUGACCAGGAGGCACAAACUUUGAAACCUAGAUGUGUGAGGGCUUUAAAAAGGAUAUUUAUUCUCUGUGAUCAUGAUAGAGAUGGUGCCCUAAGCGACGCCGAGUUGAAUGAUUUCCAGGUCAAAUGUUUUAAUGCUCCGUUGCAACCCUCAGAAAUAGUGGGCGUGAAAAGAGUUGUGCAAGAAAAACUGCCUGAAGGAGUCAAUGAGAAUGGCCUAACAUUAACGGGCUUCCUUUUUCUUCACGCCUUAUUUAUUGAAAAAGGUCGUUUAGAGACAACAUGGACCGUUUUAAGAAAAUAUGGUUACAAUAAUGAUAUAAGGCUUGGUGAUGAUCAGUUGCUGGCUCCAAUUAAAAGAACUCCUGAUCAGAGUGUGGAGCUGACAAGCGAAGCUGUGGAAUUUCUCAGAGGAGUUUUUACCUUGUUUGACAGUGAUGGUGAUGGGGCUCUUAAUGCACAUGAGCUUGAGGACCUUUUUUCUACUGCACCAGAAAGUCCUUGGAAUGAAGCUCCAUAUGCAAGUGCCGCAGAAAAAAAUGCACUGGGAGGAUUAUCACUUGAUGGAUUUUUGUCAGAGUGGGCUUUUAUGACAGUUUUGGAUCCAGUACUCAGUGUUGAGAAUCUCAUAUACAUCGGGUAUGCUGGUGAUCCUUCAUCUGCAGUAAGAGUUACCCGAAAAAGACGUGUUGACCGUAAGAAGCAAAGCUCUGACCGUAACGUCUUCCAGUGUUUCGUGUUUGGGCCAAAAGAGGCAGGAAAAUCCUCAUUGUUGCAUUCUUUUGUUGGAAGGCAAUUUACUGAAGCUUAUACACCGACAACUGAGGAGCGAUAUGCAGUUAACACUGUCGAUCAGCCUGAUGGCACAAAGAAAACGUUGAUUUUGCGGGAGAUACCUGAAGAUGCUAUUGGAAAAUUGCUCGUUAAUAAGGAUGCGUUGGCAGCCUGUGACAUUGCUGUCUUUGUGCAUGACAGUUCAAACGCGUCUUCAUGGACAAGAGCAACAGAGUUACUUGUUCAAGUUGCCAGUCACGGGGAAUCUACUGGUUAUGAGGUUCCUUGCCUUAUUGUUGCAGCUAAAGAUGACCUCGAACCUUAUCCAACUGCAAUACAAGAUUCAACAAGGGUGAGCCAAGAUAUGGGAAUUGAGGCUCCUAUACCUAUAAGCACAAAAUUGGGAGACUUCAAUAAUGUAUUUAGGAGAAUUGUGAGAGCAGCCGAGCACCCUCACUUGAGCAUACCUGAAACCGAAGCUGGAAAAUCUCGAAAACAGUAUCAUAGGGUUCUUAACCGAUCCCUAAUGGUUGUUUCAGUGGGUGCUGCAGUUGCAAUCGUUGGGCUAGCUGCAUACCGCGUUUAUGCUACAAGGAAGAACGCGUCCUCUUAAAAUCGUCGGUUGUGCUAAAACCACAAACAAUGGAUCCCUGCUUUCUUUUUGUUAAAUUCCAUAUAUUUUGUUUUAACAGUCUCUGUAAAGAACAUGUUACUAGCUUUGUUCUUGACUCGUUGAGACGGGCUUAAUUUUUAUUUUUGCUAUUAGAGGUUUAUUUUGUUUUUGUAAUCAAAUUGAUACUCCCUCCAUCACAUAAAAGGUUGUAUCAACUUUGUUUUCAGAUAUUCCAUCUUGUUGUAAUAUAGUGCAGGUUUAUUACUGCACUGGUCCAAAAAA